This is a messenger RNA of Sinocyclocheilus anshuiensis, 4968 nucleotides long. RefSeq lists its product as uncharacterized. The record is from RefSeq and is a predicted model, not a curated record. Gene Ontology annotation, cellular component: shelterin complex. Gene Ontology annotation, molecular function: telomeric repeat DNA binding. The transcript has 20 exons. The coding region runs from base 185 to 3541 and encodes 1118 amino acids. NCBI's taxonomy places the organism in Eukaryota, Metazoa, Chordata, Actinopteri, Cypriniformes, Cyprinidae. Gene Ontology annotation, biological process: regulation of telomere maintenance via telomere lengthening; telomere capping.
AGCGGAUUAGACCGGAAUCUGUGUCGUUCAGUCCAGUGUUUUGAAACGAAGGAAAUGGUCAGGUGGAAAGCGCGUCGAAAUUAAAAAGUGUCCCUUCUAAUAGCGCUUUUCUUCUGAAUUAUGACACACAGCUGUUGAAAAUAUUAAUUUCGAGAUUGUUUAAACUUGAGUUAAGUUGUAAACAAUGGAAGCGCUUUGGACCAAGAAAAUCGAAGACCCUCUUUCAUUGAUGAGUUUCAUCAUUCCACCAUCAAGGUUACUGUCUGCAGCCAUGUGGCAGGUGAUUGAACAGAGACAGGUAAAGCACUAUGGGAUGCUGGAGGAGUUUGUAACCAUGGUGACAGAGACUCUGCCAGAGUUUCUGAAUUACAAUCAAAGAACUCAGCUGAUAUUUGGCUUAAGAGCAAGGCGUCUUUUGGAGUUGUGUCGUGGUAAAUAUCAGGUUGACCUGGAAGAUAUUCAGCCUCACCUGGAUCGAAUCCAUGCUCCUCGUGUCAUCAGUGCAAUCAAUGAGGUGGUUGAUGAAGACAUGGAGGAAUCUGAGGCCUGUUUCUUGGACCUCAUUCGGACCCUUAUCAGCAGCCCUGAAGAGAGAGAGAAUUUCUUCCAGAACAUUUUCCCAGAAGAAUACGGCCCCAAGUUUGACAAAAACAUACAGACACUUAUGGAAGACUUCCUCUUGCAGUUUGAUUGGAUGAUGUCAGUCCCAGAACUUUCACAGACCGUCUCUUGGCUCAGGACCUGCCCGUCGCUUCUGGAGCAAUGCCUUCAUUCAGUUUCAGUCCCAAAGCAGAUGAAGACCCUUCUUGAACAUCACAGAUCUAAUGGAAAUCUUCAGGACAAUGAGUAUGUUCACUCUGCUUAUAACAGCUGUACAUUUUCAUCUCAGUCUCUUCCUCCACUGGUUCGAGCCGUCAUUUCCAGCAAUCACUCAGAAUCUGGUGACCCGUCUGAAUCAGUAGACGAUUUAGAUGGUCAAGACAAAGAUGAAUGCCACACUUCAAAAAACGUGUCUGAUCCCGACACGCUCGGCUGGAUGGCUAAAAAGAGAAAAUUAAAAGUAGAGAUAGAGGAGAGAGAGGAUGAAGAGGAUGAUGAUGAUCAGAACUGGCCAAUCACAGGUGCCGGAUCUAGUAGAAAGAUUAACGGUUACGUUGAUUGCUCUCUUGGUGAAGAGCUGAAUCAGACACACACCAAAAAAACCUCCAAAAAAUCCUUUAAAAGGAAAAGAGACGUGUCCAGAGAGUUCACAUUUAUCGAUCAUUUGGGUGCAUACACAGAAGAGUCUUCCUACCAGACCUCUGAUGCUUCAAAAGUCCCUUGGUCAGAGGAGGAAACUCUCUGCCUCAUUGACAUAUGGGGAAAAGACGGCGUCCAGCGGAGUCUAAAAGACUGCGCCCGCAACCGACACAUAUUCAACCUCAUCUCUAAGAAGAUGUUCGAGAGAGGCUUUACCAGAACAGCAGAGCAGUGUCACACCAGGAUAAAACGCCUGAAAAUGAGCUUUCGACAAUGCCAUGAAAACAUUGUGAAAGGAGAGAAACCGGAAUGGAAGUUCUAUAAUGUGCUGGAGAAAAUUCUGUGCCGUAAAGAAUCUACAGAACAGGAAGACACUAUUACUGACGUCAGCAUUCCAGAAGAAUCCUCAGGACAGCAGGCAGAAGACACUAAUUGGGAUGUUCUCGGUCACGUCGGACUAGAGGGCACCAGGAAUAUCCCAUGGACAGACCAGGAGACGCAAACCCUCAUCAGGAUCUGGGGAGAGGACAAAACCCAGCGAGAGCUGAGAGGGGUUCUCCAGAACGGACACAUCUUUGCCAUGAUCUCAAAAAAGAUGGCCGCUCACGGUUACAUCCGAACAGCAGAGCAGUGUCAAAGUAGAGUGAAAAGACUGAAGCUGUGCUUCAAACAGUCUUACGAGAGUAAACACACUGAGGGCAAAGAACAUGUAGAAUUUAAAUUCUAUAAACAGAUGGAGAGAAUUAUGGCUAAUGAAGAGCCAUGCUCAUCACAGAUCAAAGAGGAGGACUCAACGGACAUUGAAUAUCAGGUGUACAAGUACCAGAAAAUAGAAACAGCAAUGAACUGCAUGGACGAUAGAAAGAAGGUCGCAUGGUCCGAUGCUGAGACAGUGAUUCUCCUCCAGUUAUGGGGCAAUGAGCAAGUCCAGCAGAACCUUCAACGCUGCCCUCACAAUGGACACAUCUACUCCGAGAUCUCAGAGAAACUGAAUGCCCACGGAUACCUGCGCUCCGCUGAGCAGUGCCACACCAGAAUCAAACGACUCAAAAUCAGCUAUAGGCAGUGCAGGGACAGCUUGAGUUCACCUGAAGCUGAACGUGUAGAAUUCAAGUUCUAUGAUCUGAUGGAAGAUAUUUUUCGAAGGAAUGCUUCCUCCAAAGUGUCAGGAGAUAACGAACCCAACAAUAGCAUCAAAUCAGACUCCCAGGAUAUCUGCGGCAGUUUAAACCAGACAACAUCCUGGUCAGACUCUGAAACUGUAGCUCUGAUAGACAUAUGGGUGGAAGAUGAGGUGCAGGAAGCCCUGAGAGGAUCCGACCAUAACAUCCACCUGUUUACUGAUAUAGCAGAGAGAAUGAACAAUCAGGGAUUCUUAAAAACACCAGAGCAAUGUAGAUGGAAAAUCAAAAACCUGACAAAGAAUUUCCGACAGUGUUACGAAAGGAAAAAAUGUGGCAUAGAGAACGUAGAUUGCAAGUACUAUGAUAAACUGGAGCAGGUUCUGGGUGAUGAUGAGGCCUUUUCCAUGGUUGUCUAUGAUAAAGAUGCAGAAUACCAGGAGGCAGCCAUGGUAGCCGUAUCUGAAUCCAGCAGGAAGAUGACCUGGUCGGAUCGGGAGACGCAGGCCUUGCUGGACAUUUGGGGCGAUGACCGUGUGCAGCACAGCCUCAUGUCCUGCCCGAAAAACGGGCACAUAUACAGAUAUAUUUCAAAAAGAAUGAUGGCACUGGGUUUCAACCGAACAGGCGUGCAGUGCCAUUCACGUGUGAAAAGACUCAAGUCCCAGUUUUACUAUGAUGGCAGGGAGGAGUGUAAAUUUUAUGAUCAGCUGGAACAGAUUAUUUUAAAGGACAGAACAUCUGAAGGCCAGGACAUCAGUGAGCUGGAAUCCAUAACGGAUUCUGAUUCAGACUCCCUAGCUCUCUCCAAACCUCUCACUGUGGACGGGCCGAAGCUGGCAUGGGGUGACAGUGAGACACACACUCUUAUAUCCAUCUGGAGGAGUGAAGCCAUCCAGGAGAGGCUGAAAGGCUGCAUCAAACGCAAACCUGUCUUUCAGCAGACUGCACUCGCCAUGGCUGAGAAGGGCUACAGCAGGACAGACGAACAGUGUCGCUCCAGGAUCAAAAGACUGAAGGCCAGUUACCGCCAGUGCCUUGACAAUUACAGAAAUGAAGGGGAGCAGAUGGAGGGGAAGUUCUUCAAACAGCUAAAUAAAAUAUUUGAGAAAUACCCUCUAGAUGAUGCCGAAACCACCAUGGCUCAGGAGCCAGAGGCAAUUGGGAGACAAAAACACUAGCAGGUCUGCAAAAGCACAGAGCUCAGUUUGAUUACGCUACACUAGUCUGGAGGGGGAGCGAGACCCAUAUUCUCCUGGAUAUCUGGGCUGAGGAUUAUAAACCACAUCUGACUGAGGUACUUUCUGUCAUGCGGACUGUGGAGGAUGGCAAAAGGACACACACAAACCUUUAAUCGGCUGAAUUCCAAGCAUGAACUUGUCACUGAAAAAUCCAACACUUCCACUAUCAAGCAACAGAAAUACAGAACCUUAUUUGUUCAAGUUCUCUGUGCAUCAAAAUGCAGCACACUGGCACUGUAUUAAGCACAUUUCUGUAAAUCUGAAAGAAUUUGCAUAAUGGUGCUGUUGCCAUGUGGUCUCACAUUUUCACAGGGUCAAGUUUAACACUGAACUUUAAUUUGUCUCAGCUGCUUGGCGAUUUGCCUAGUAAAUUGAGAACUUGCGUUAGUCCAGAAGCCAGAGGUGUACUGAAUAAUAUGAUCCUUACAACCAUGGAACUGACUCAAAUAACAGGAAUUAGAAGAACGAAGUCUGAACUGAAGGAAAAGUCUUUCAUUGUAACAAAUUAUAGAACAUAUUGGAAUAACUGUGAGGAAUUUAGUAAAUCUUUUUCUUCCUGGUGCAAAAUGAUUUCUCCUCAGAGUGCAUAAUCUUUAAAAAAAAAAAAAAAACUUCCAGAAAUUGGAUUUAUAUUGUAUAUUUGUAUUAUAAAAGGAAACAAAUUUGUGCUACAUGGGUAAAAACACUGAAAAGAAUUUCCUUUUUGUACAUAAGCAUUAGCUUUUCAAGUAUAUUUGCUAGAUUUAUCAAAAUUGAAUAUAUUCAUUAUACAAAUGUAAGUUACUGUUACACAGGUUAAUGCCAAAGCUCACUGCUCAAAUCUCAAUCUCUUUUUAAGAGUAUCCAAUGUGUAUUGGCAUGAGCCAAAUUAAGGAUGAAUUUCACAUCCAGUCCGAAUCGGUACAGGAUAUUUGUGUACAAAAACACACUGCAUUAUUCAGUGUUGGUGGAAAAGUGGACAAUAUUUUUGUUAGUGAGUUUAUCCAAUAUGCUUCUAAAUUUGUGAGGUGGACAACAAAGUUUUUUGAGAGGUUUUAAUCUCACAUUGCUUUUGUUCUUAGGUAUUUUACUGUGCAAUAAACAGAUUAUUUAUUGGUUUGUUUGUUGAAAUGAUUUGUCCAGCAUGAUUGAGAUAUCACAGUGACUAGGACAACAAGCCUUCUGGAUUGAAGAAAUUAUUGUUGUAAACCUUAAGGAAUAGUUCACCCAAAAAUGAAAAUUUGCUGAAAAUGUACUCACCCUCAGGCCAUCCAAAAUGUAGAUGAGCGUUUAGUUUUUUUCUUUCAUUGGAACCAGUUUGGAGAAAUUAGGCAUUGCAUCACUUACUCACCAAUGGAUCCUCUGCAGUGAAUGGGUGCCAUCAGAAU